UCAUUGAACAAACAUGAGAAGCCUACCCUGGCCGUGAGGGCCUGGUGGUAUUACCACUGACUGUAGUGUUUGUGGGCUCAUUUCUUGUUGGCCGCCAUGUUGGUUGUAGGAGGAGUGAGGCUUGUUGCUCGAAGUCCAGCAAAGCCAGUGGUUGGUUUGGCAGUAGUUGCUCAGAGAAAACUAAGUUACCUGCCUAAACAAGGAACAGGAGGAAGAUCAUCUUUCAGUGGAGUUUCAGCAACUGUUUUUGGUUCCACUGGAUUCCUCGGAAGAUAUGUAGUGAACAGACUUAGCAGAAUAGGCACCCAGCUAACUGUGCCGUACAGGGGAGAUCCACAUGAUGUCAGACAUGUGCGACUCAUGGGUGACCUAGGACAAAUUAGUUUCUUUGAUUACAGCCUUAAUGACGCUGAAUCAGUUAAAAAAAUGGUGAAGUAUUCUAGUGUAGUCAUUAACCUGAUUGGAAAGGACUUUGAAACAAGGAACUUUGACUUUAAUGAUGUUCAUGUGGAUGGAGCCAGGUUAAUUGCUAGAGCAGCAAAAAAUGCUGGUGUUGAGAGGUUGAUACAUGUAUCAGCACUUAAUGCUGAUGUAAACAGUCCAUCAAAGUUCCUUCAAUCUAAGGCAUUGGGUGAAAUAGCUGUCAGAGAGGAGUUUCCUUCUGCUACUAUUCUACGUCCUGGAACUGUGUUUGGUCAUGAAGACAAGUUUCUUAACUACUAUGCAUACCUGAGAAACCUUCCUUUAGGAAUCCCUCUUAUCGAUGGUGGAAUGAAUACAACAAAAAUGCCAGUCUAUGUUGCUGAUAUUGCUCAAUCAGUUGUUAAUUCAGUCAAUGAUGUGACCAGCGAGGGGAAGACAUAUGAAUUAGUAGGACCCAAUGAAUAUUAUCUGGCUGACAUUGUAGAUUACAUCUACCGUAUCAUGAGGUGUAACUAUAGACAUUACUCCAUGCCAAGAAAACCCUAUGAGUUAAUUGCUUGGUUGAUGGAGUGGUCUAUCUUUGACCCUCGGCUUACAAGAGACAUUUUAUGCAGGCAAUUUCUAUCAGAUACAUUAACACAAGGAUGUCCUGGCUUAGAAGAUCUUGGUGUAAAAGCAACACCUCUAGAGGCUGAAGCAAUAGCUGUACUCAGAAGACAUCGUAUCGCUUCAUACUAUGAAGAAGCUAUGGAUGAAGAUGAGAUUUGUAGGCCAACAAGCUCAUAUAAUUAACAAUUCCUAAAAAAAUUAUUGUUUAUCGUUGACCCCCAAUUGUGUUACUUCUUGGUAAGUCUUACUUCAAAUUGACAAAACUUAUAUUUUUCAAAAUUACUGGUAGCAACAUCUUGUCUUAAUUUUUUCCCUUCCUUUGUAAAUAUAUAUAGUGUUUUUCUUAUUCUUUCCAAUCUUGAUCUCAGUAUUAAUUUGUGGAAGCAAUAAACUUAAUUGUGAAAGUAGA
Molecule: messenger RNA, 1441 nt
Organism: Actinia tenebrosa (Australian red waratah sea anemone)
Lineage: Eukaryota; Metazoa; Cnidaria; Anthozoa; Actiniaria; Actiniidae
Product: NADH dehydrogenase [ubiquinone] 1 alpha subcomplex subunit 9, mitochondrial
Cellular component (GO): mitochondrion
Molecular function (GO): protein-containing complex binding
Source: RefSeq, a predicted model, not a curated record